CCCCGCCAAUUGGCACCCCUCCCUCCCUCCCCUCCCCAUCUCUCGUUUCCACAGCUCCUGAAUUUGUAAUGCUGUGCUACACUUGUCGCCGCAUUAGUUGCUCUCACGAUGGACGAAUUAAGAAUGGCAUAAGCCGGCGGCGCCAUUGCUCCUGUCCCCUAUAGCUAGCUCGGUUUCUCGCCACACCGCCUCUGCUCUUUGCUCUCCUCCCGGUUGCGGGUUGCUCAGCGCCAUUGAACUCUGCUUGGUGUUCCGAGAUGAACGACCUCUUCUCGUCGAGCUCGUUCAAGAAGUAUGCCGACCUGAAGGACCAGGUGGCGCUGGACGAGAUGGAGGCCGGCGGCGGCGCCAACCUCGACAUGUUCUUCGAGGACGUGGAGGGCGUCAAGGAGGACAUCCGCAGCCUCGAGGCCAUGCACCGCCGGCUGCAGUCGGUGAACGAGGAGAGCAAGACCGCCCACGACGCCCGCGCCGUCAAGUCCCUCCGCGCCCGCAUGGACGGCGACGUCGAGCAGGUCCUCCGCCGCGCUAAGGUCGUCAAGGCCAAGCUCGAGGCCCUCGACCGCGCCAACGCCGCCAGCCGCAAGCUCCCCGGCUGCGGUGCCGGCUCCUCCACCGACCGCACCCGCUCCUCCGUCGUCUCCGGCCUCGGCAACAAGCUCAAGGACCUCAUGGACGACUUCCAGGGCCUUCGGACGCGGAUGGCGGCGGAGUACAAGGAGACGGUGGCGCGGCGGUACUACACGGUGACGGGGGAGACGGCGGAGGAGAGCACGAUCGAUGCGCUCAUCUCGUCGGGGGAGAGCGAGACGUUCCUGCAGAAGGCGAUCCAGCGGGACCAAGGGCGCGGGCAGGUGAUGGCCACGGUGUCGGAGAUCCAGGAGCGGCACGACGCCGUGAAGGACAUCGAGCGCAGCCUGCUGGAGCUGCACCAGGUGUUCCUGGACAUGGCGGCGCUGGUGGAGGCGCAGGGCCACCAGCUCAACAACAUCGAGACCCACGUCGCGCGCGCCAGCUCCUUCGUGAUCAGGGGCACCGUGGAGCUCGACUCCGCGCGCGUCUACCAGAAGAGCAGCCGCAAGUGGGCCUGCAUCGCCGUCGUCGCCGGCGCCGUGCUCGUCCUCGUCAUCGUGCUGCCGAUACUCGUCAACCUCAAGCUCUUGAGCGGCAGAUAGAUGCAGCAUGGCGCGCGGUGAAUUGGUUGAUCGAUGACGUGUCCGUUCGCCGCCAUCGAUCUCUUCUUCCGCGCUGCAUGUUCUUGAUGUAUGUGUUGUCUCGUUCCUUUGGAUUGAGAUGGAGAUUCUUUUAUCAUAGUUAGCCUUUCGAUUUGAUCUAAAAAAUGAAAAA
This is a messenger RNA of Aegilops tauschii subsp. strangulata, 1347 nucleotides long. Its product is annotated as syntaxin-124-like. Gene Ontology annotation, cellular component: SNARE complex; endomembrane system; plasma membrane. The record is from RefSeq and is a predicted model, not a curated record. NCBI's taxonomy places the organism in Eukaryota, Viridiplantae, Streptophyta, Magnoliopsida, Poales, Poaceae. Gene Ontology annotation, molecular function: SNARE binding; SNAP receptor activity. Gene Ontology annotation, biological process: intracellular protein transport; vesicle fusion; exocytosis.